AUGCUGUCGCGUACGUUAUUGCGCAUGGGCCGCCAGCGUCCCGCCGCAAUGCUACCAUCUUUUGCCAGAAGUUACGCCUCGUCGUCUAACAAGAAGGACGACACCACCCAUUUCGGCUACCGGACCGUCAACACCGAGGACAAGGAGAAAUUGGUCCGUGGUGUGUUUUCGCUGGUGGCGUCCAACUAUGAUGUCAUGAACGACGCCAUGUCGUUUGGUGUGCACCGUUUGUGGAAGCAUCACUUCAUCAACCGGUUGGAUGCGGGCAUGCGUCCAGGCGCCCUGAAGCCGUUGGAUUUCCUUGACGUGGCCGGCGGCACCGGAGACAUUGCUUUCGGAUUGUUGGAUCACGCCAGCAAGAACUUCGGCGAUGUGUCGUCCACCAUGACUGUAGCUGACAUCAACCCAGAUAUGUUGGCUGAGGGUAAGGUGAGAUACGAGGCUUCCAAAUGGAACGAUGGCUCCAACAGAGUCACGUUCCUCGAGCAGAACGGUGAGACCAUGGACGCCAUUCCAGACGCUUCCAAGGACGUGUACACCAUUGCGUUCGGAAUCCGUAACUUCACCAACAUCCAGGCCGGCUUGAACACCGCCUACCGUGUGUUGCGCCCAGGCGGUGUGUUUGCCUGUCUCGAGUUCUCGCACGUCGACAAUCCCGUGGUGGACUACGCAUACCAGGCCUACUCGUUUGGCUUGUUGCCAUUGAUGGGCCAGUUGAUUGCCAACGACAGAGACUCCUACCAGUACUUGGUCGAGAGUAUCCGCCGUUUCCCAAAGCAAGACGAUUUCAGUAGCAUGAUCAAGAAGGCUGGUUUCUACGUGCCUGAGCCAGGUUACGAAAACUUGACCUUUGGUGUGGCCAGUAUCCACAUUGGUGUGAAGUUGUAG
This is a messenger RNA of Australozyma saopauloensis, 888 nucleotides long. RefSeq names its product 2-hexaprenyl-6-methoxy-1,4-benzoquinone methyltransferase (gene COQ5). NCBI's taxonomy places the organism in Eukaryota, Fungi, Ascomycota, Pichiomycetes, Serinales, Metschnikowiaceae. Gene Ontology annotation, biological process: ubiquinone biosynthetic process. Gene Ontology annotation, molecular function: methyltransferase activity. The coding region runs from base 1 to 888 and encodes 295 amino acids. The transcript has a single exon. The record is from RefSeq and is a predicted model, not a curated record.